Amaranthus tricolor (Joseph's coat) is the source of this 1791-nucleotide messenger RNA. RefSeq lists its product as uncharacterized. The transcript has 2 exons. The coding region runs from base 1 to 1791 and encodes 596 amino acids. Lineage: Eukaryota; Viridiplantae; Streptophyta; Magnoliopsida; Caryophyllales; Amaranthaceae. The record is from RefSeq and is a predicted model, not a curated record.
AUGGAUUUAGGUUUGGGAUAUGAAAAGAUUCAUGCGUGUCCUAAUGAUUGCACAUUAUAUUGGAGUGAGAUGGCUGGAAAGGAUUCUUGCCCUAAAAGUUCUUGUUCAAGAUGGAAGAGUGAAACAGAUAAGGGUAAGGUUCCAGCAAAGGUGAUGAGAUAUUUUCCUUUGAUUCCUAAAUUACGAAGGAUGUAUAUGUCAUCUAAGAUAUCUAAGGACAUGAGAUGGCAUGACGAAUGUAGACAUGAUGAUGGAAUUCUUAAACACUCGGCUGAUGGACAAGCAUGGAAGGAAUUUAAUGUCCGAUAUCCAGAGUUUUCCAAUGAUGCUCGUAGUGUUAGACUUGGUCUUGCUAGUGAUGGUUUCAAUCCUUAUCGUCUAAUGAACAUGACCUAUAGUAUAUGGCCAAUAAUUUUAAUUCCUUAUAACUUAUCUCCAUGGUUGUGUAUGAAGCCAUCUUCAUUUAUUUUGUCGAUGAUCAUUCCUGGCAAGGAAGGGCCAGGGAAUAAUAUUGACAUUUAUAUGUGUCCUUUGAUACAUGAGUUGAAAUUGUUGUGGAAAGGUGUCAAUGCUUUUGAUUCGUACGCUAGUGUGAAUUUCAAACUUCAAGCAGCUUUAAUGUGGACAAUUAACGAUUUUCCAGCUUAUGCCAUGUUAUCAGCAUGGAGUACUAAGGGUUAUAAUGCUUUUCCUGAGUGUAAUUUCUCAACUCCUUCUACACGAGUCGGAAAUAAGAUAUGUUACAUAGGACAUCGUAAAUGGUUACCUAGGGAUCAUCCUUUUAGAUUUCAAAGUAGUUUGUUUGAUGGGACUGAAGAAUAUGGUAGUGCUCCUUCACCUAUGGCUGGCUCUGACGUUUUAAGAGAGCAACAAACUUUAGAGCAUGAGUAUGGGAAAAUUCAAAAGUCAUGUAAAAGACGAAAACGACAAUCCAUAAGUGAUAUUGAUGUCAAUGAUCCUAAGAUUCUUUGGACUAAGAGGAGUAUAUUUUUUGACCUUCCUUAUUGGGAGCAUAAUAUUCUUCGUCACAACUUAGAUGUCAUGCAUAUAGAGAAAAAUGUGUGUGAUAAUCUACUUGGAACUUUGAUGAACAUGGAUGGAAAAAGUAAAGAUGAUGAAUUUGCUCGCAUGUUUUUUGAAAAUAGAAACGUGAAGCCACAUUUUUGGCUACAGCGUCAUAGUGACAAUGAAUUCAUUAUGCCACUCGCCCCAUAUUGUAUGACUGGGGUAGGUAAAGAGUCAUUUCUACAUGUUUUGGCAAGUAUUAAAUUUCCAGAUGGAUAUAGCUCAAACCUUUCAAGAUGUGUGAACUUGAAAAACAAGAAGCUUAUGAAUCUUAAGAGUCAUGACAAUCACAUAUUAAUGCAAGAUAUCCUUCCAAUAGCAUUGAAAUCAUCUCAAGCCUUCACAGUUAUUGAUCUUGUUGAUGAUCUAUCAUCAUUUUUUAAGUCCCUUUGUGCAAAGGAAAUCGAUCCUAAUUAUCUUGAUGCUUUAGAAUCCAAGAUAAUAGAUGUCUUGUGUCAAAUGGAGAUUGAAUUCCUUCCUCCUUUUUUCACUAUCAUGGUUCAUUUGUUAAUUCACCUUGUCAAGGAGGUAAAGCUCAGAGGACCUGUUCAUUACAGAUUGAUGUACUUAGUCCAUCUCAAAACAUUUUUGAGAAAUAGAGCUCAACCAGAAGGUUAUAUUGCCGAGGGUUAUAUUCUUGAGGAAACAAUUACCUUUUGCUCUAGAUAUUUAGAAGGCGUAGAAACACUCUUCAAUCGACCACGUCGUAACGAUGAUGAUAAAUGA